Trypanosoma cruzi is the source of this 570-nucleotide messenger RNA. RefSeq lists its product as uncharacterized. Lineage: Eukaryota; Euglenozoa; Kinetoplastea; Trypanosomatida; Trypanosomatidae. The coding region runs from base 1 to 570 and encodes 189 amino acids. The transcript has a single exon. The record is from RefSeq and is a predicted model, not a curated record.
AUGAUGAUGCGCCGUGUGCCGUGCACCGUGUUGUUCCUUGUGCUCUUGUGCUGCCUCUGCUCGCACGUAUACGCGACAGAUGAUGAUGAUGGCAUGGUGCGUGUGAGUGCGGAAGUGUUGUGUAGGAGCAAAAAUGCCAGUUCACUUUGGCGCUUAACAGGCGAGCGUGAGUGGAAAGUUUGUGGUCCUGAUAAGAAUCCCGGCAGUCAAGUUGCAAUGGACGAGGAGGAUCCCUAUGAGAUGGUCUGCAAUGUGGCGAGACCGAGCUGCAUGGAUUUCAAUGCCACGAGUAAUUGCAGAAAUGAGGAGGAAUUCACCUUCAAUAUUCAGCUGCUGACGAGCAACACCACCGAUCUGUACAAGCGAUGGGAAAGUAUCCAUGCUGAUGCGGACAACACACGUUCUGUCAACACCAGAAAUGAAUCCACCGCUGUGUCCUCACCGGCCGACAACACCGGCACGCAAAGUGAAGGCAAUGCGGACAGCAGCGACAUCAUCACCGUGCCGGUGCACACACCACCGUUGCUGCUGCUGCUGCUGCUGGUGACUGCCACUGCCACCGCGUGCUGA